AUGGCAUUUAAUAAGAAAUAUGCCGGACUCCCUGAUCUGGACCUUGCUCCCGAUAUCUAUGAAACCCCCGAGUUGACUGACGCUGCGACGCUACCGACUACCACAGUACGCUCAUCUUCACCCUUCGACCCAGAACAGUCCUUAAAUCCAGAAAUCGAUGGACGUCGAUUACGAGUUGACGAAGCUCGUUCUCAUUUCGAGCCUGUUCGAGUCGAUGCUAGAGAUGUAGACUUCUCAGACAGCAUUGCAUCUAAGAAGAAAUCUUACCGAACGAUAAGGGGCCCAGGACGUCAAAAUAGAGUGGAGCUGGUACUCGGGGAUCUUAGCGACGAAGAGGAUGAGACUCUUGAAAGAAAGCUUGCUCGGCUACGGAGGGAGACUGAGGAACUAAAGGAAGAGCUUGCUACCAGGAAGGCCCAAAGGGAGGCCGCAGAAGAUACGGAGGAAGUUGAUGCAAGUGAUGACCAUGAUGAAGGGAUCCUGGAGCUUAGUCGGACUUUGGAUACCCUCUAUACUUCUUCUAAAGGGGCCGGUCCCACGGCGGAGGCUGCGUUAUCCCAUAAGCUCUCCACAGACGUACACGACGGUCAGCGUUCUUUGGGCCAGGGUACCAUAAGUGGUGAUGGAUCAUCUACUCCCCAGCCUGGCCCUAACUCCUCGAUUCUAUCACAAGCGGCAUCUUUUGACGCACGGCUUACACUGCUAGAAGCAGCUCUGGGGCUGAAAAACACACCAGUACCAGUAUCACCAGACGACCCUUCGGACAUGGAUAUCCAGCCUAUUCUACCAUCUCUCAACCAUCUUUCCUCUCAGCUCUCGACGCUCAGCAGCACGCUUACCGCUAAUCACAAUCAAUCGACACAUGCCAAUCAACAAUCUGGCCCCUUAUCCGUAACAACAACCCCACACAUUGAAGCAUUGAGCAGUAAAAUCCGCAAACUCACUGCUGACGCCGAAGCGCUUACCACUGCCCGACAGCGAGCAACCGAUGCAGCUCGUGCCGCCUUCUCUGCUCGUAUUGCCGCAGCAACAUCUGAUGAGCCACAACCGUUCAUGGAUCCUACUCUUUCUACCUCCGCGGCAGUAGAGUCAGACGCUGCUGCGUCUGAACAAACUGCCAAAAUACAUGCCUUAUACACAACACUGCCUACCAUUACCUCCUUGCAUCCUUUGCUCCCUAGUGUAUUAGAGCGGUUGCGUUCUUUGCGUGCUAUACAUGCCGGAGCGGCGACGGCUAGCCAGGACCUUGAUGCCUUAGAACAGCAUCAGGCAGAUAUGAAGAAGGAAAUAGAUCAAUGGAAGGAGGGACUAAAAGCGAUGGAAGAGAAGGUCAAGGAAAGUGAGGAGACCAUGAAAGGGAACAUGGAAGUCAUGGGCCCUUGGGUCAAAGAUUUAGAGAAAAGGCUGGACACCUUGAAUCAAUAA
Nannizzia gypsea CBS 118893 is the source of this 1425-nucleotide messenger RNA. RefSeq lists its product as hypothetical. Gene Ontology annotation, biological process: mitotic spindle organization. Gene Ontology annotation, cellular component: cytoplasm; dynactin complex. Bases 1 to 1425 code for a protein of 474 amino acids. Lineage: Eukaryota; Fungi; Ascomycota; Eurotiomycetes; Onygenales; Arthrodermataceae. The transcript is spliced from 3 exons. The record is from RefSeq and is a predicted model, not a curated record.